Sporisorium graminicola is the source of this 1308-nucleotide messenger RNA. RefSeq lists its product as uncharacterized. Lineage: Eukaryota; Fungi; Basidiomycota; Ustilaginomycetes; Ustilaginales; Ustilaginaceae. The transcript is spliced from 3 exons. The record is from RefSeq and is a predicted model, not a curated record. The coding region runs from base 1 to 1308 and encodes 435 amino acids.
AUGGAGAAACUCACCCGUACAGCGUCAUUCGCACCCCAUGACGAAACACAGUACUCGCCCAUCUCACCGGAACCUCGGCAAACCCAACGCAGACGACUGCUAACAAGACGCAACCUCGCCCUGCUCCUCCUAGCACUAUCCCUCGCACUGUUCUGCGCCAUCUUCUUCCCCAUCUACUUCACCCGUAAACACUCUCGCCAUUCCAGCGAAAGUCUGACGUCUUCUUCAGGUUCCAACACAGUGACAACGGCUCAAAGCAGAACGACUCCUGGAGCAGUGUGGCAGCAGGCGGAGAAGUUCAGCGAUCUGAACGAUUUCCGGAUCGAGUACUAUUCUUCGGGUCAGAACAACUCCAAGGUGCUCCAGGGGUUGCCGAAUAGUGUUUGGAGUGGUAAGGCACCGGGAAGCAGCAAGAGAAGGAGGAGGAAUGGAGGUAAGGCAUAUGUGAUGCCGGGUGGCAGGGGCAUGAGGAGGCCGAGGAAGGCGGUGAAGCGGCAAGAUCCCUCUUCGACGAGUACGCAUCGCUCUACUCAUACAUCCUCGUCCACCUCAACUCGCAGUUCGACCUCGACCAGUCUCACAACCACCACGUCCUCAACCUCCGCCACUGUUCCCACUUCGACCCCCAAAGCUCCCGGAAGCGUCCUGUCGAUCUUCUACCCAGCCCACUCCUACACGCCCUCUGCCGACCCCGUCGGAGGGACCCAGUUCUACGCCGUUACCCCCUUUGACCUCACGCUCGCGGCCAGCGUGACUUUCAACUACAGCGUCUUCCUGCCCGCCUACUACGAGUUUGUCCUCGGCGGCAAGAUGCCCGGACUGUACGGCGGGACUGAGGGCUGUGGAGGCGGGAACGACGCGAGCGCCUGCUGGAGCACCAGGAUGGCCUGGAGGACUGACGGAUUGGGCGAGCUGUAUGCCUACCUGCCGCAGGACAAGCAAAACACGACGGCCAUGCUGCAGGUGCCGCCGUACAGCUAUGUCAAUGCCGACUACGGGAUCUCGCUAGGCAGAGGCGCAUUCAACUACUCCAGAGCUGGCUGGACCGACAUCUCGCAAACCAUCACGCUGCAGACCAACAACACCCACCCGAACGGCAUCGUCGAGAUUACCGUAAACGGCUCCACGGUCAUCUACUACGACCAGGUCUACUACCCGACUACCAUCAAGGGGAUUUUGUUCUCGACAUUCUUUGGUGGAUCGACGUCGGAUUGGGCAACGCCCGUGGAUCAGUAUUCGUACUUCAGAGACUUUGGUGUUCGGAUCAACGCGCUUCGAUCGACCAAGAAGAGGUCGACCAAGGCGUAG